AUGGAGUCUUUCAAAAGAGUAAAGCUCGGCACAAAUGAGUUUGCGUACUCGCAGCCCGCAUUCUUCGGUGUUCCGUCUCUCCAUUGCAACAACAUCUCGAAGCCGAUUUCUACUUUCGGCGACAAGAAAGCCCCAGCCUCUGCGAUUUUCGCAGACGCGGUGGCGCCGCAAGCGCAGACAUUUUCCCGCGACGUUCAACGACCCGUCGCCGGCGACGGCUGCGACUCAGCGACGACGCGUCGCACGUGCCACUUCGAUCACGUGCCCGACGAGCUAGUCGCGGAGAUCGCGCGCUGCGUCUUCGCUAAAGCGCAAUCGGCGGCGGACGUCGCGGGGAUGCUCGUGACGUGCAGGCGGUUCAGCAGCGUUUGCCACCUUGCCGCCAGCUGGUCGCUACGCGCCUCGGCCGCCAUCGAAAUGCUUCUGCCGGCAGACGCGGCGCGAUGGACGGCGGCGGCGCAACGCCUGCUUCUGAGCGCCGCAGCAGAAGGCAACCUCGAGGCGAUUUACGUUGUGGGCAUGAUCUCCUUCUACUGCCUCAACAAUCACUGGGCGGGCGCAAAGCUCCUCGCGCAGGCGGCGGAAGCGGGGCACGGCGCGGCGAUGUACUCUCUCGCGAUAAUCAACUUCCACGGCAGCGGCGGCGCGGCGGACGACGCGAAUCCCGAGGUCGGCGUGGAGCUAAGCUGGCGCGCCGCGCGGCUCGGGUUCCUCCCCGCGUUACAGGAACUCGGGCAUUGCUUUUUAGACGGGUGGAUGAAGAAGCAGCUUCCCGCCGAGUACGCGAUGACCCACCAGGCUCUGACCGAGGACGACCAAGAAGUGUUGAACGUGAUGGACCUUCGUCUGGAGUUGAACGAGGAUUUCGACCAUCUGCUGUUUUCAAGAAAGAUCGACCAGCUGGCGGAGGGAGCAGGUGUGGGAGGGGGUGCCGACCACGAGGGAGGAGGCGAUAAGACGGGACGCGUCGUGAUUGAGUACAGCGUCGAGGAGGAGGAGGAGAUCGAGGAGGAUACAUCGAGGCAGGCUCAGCACGGGGCGAGCGGCCCGGGCGGCGAUGCGAACCAGGACGAGGACUCGAGCUCGGGAACGAGCUCCGACUCGAGCUCGAGCGAUGAGUCGGCCGAGGACGACGGUGAGGGCGCCGGACAUAGAACGGAGCGUACGGGGGAGCACGGAGUGGCGCUCGGGGAGCGGGUGGACGAGCAAGUAGAGCUUAUCGAGCAGCAGGCGACAGGGGAAACUAAGGCUGUCGAGGAGCAGGAGGGCGGAGCGGCUGGUCAGGAGGGUGGGGUCGGAGGGCAGCGGCAGGUGGUGGGCGAGGCGGGUGCGCAGGAGGGCGGGGCAGGAGGGCAGCAGCAGGAGGGCGUGGCGGCUGCGCAGGAGGGUGGGGCAGGAGUGCAGCAGCAGGCGUUUAGGGUUGCGACUGCGCGGGUGGGUGGGUCGGGAGGGCAGGAGCAGGAGGACUGGGAGGCUGCUGAGGAGUAUCGUCGAGGAGAUGAGCGAUAG
Closterium sp. NIES-65 is the source of this 1509-nucleotide messenger RNA. NCBI's taxonomy places the organism in Eukaryota, Viridiplantae, Streptophyta, Zygnematophyceae, Desmidiales, Closteriaceae. The record is from the annotation of a GenBank genome assembly.